AUGGCCUCUUCAAACAAGACUGUCAAGUGUUCGCACAAGUUUACGACCCCACUUGAUGGUACGCAAUUUGAAUUAGGCGUGACAUUGGGCACUGGAUCUUUUGGGCGUGUUCGUUUUGCGACACAUAAAGCGACUAACACGUACUGGGCGAUUAAGAUCCUCAAGAAAGCCGAGAUCAUUCGACUGCAACAGGUUGAACACAUGCUCUCGGAAAAGUUCAUCUUGCUAUGUCUAGACCACCCGUUUAUUGUAAACUUGGCAGGCACAUACCAGGACACGAAAUACUUGUACAUGGUGCUUGAGUAUGUAAUUGGUGGCGAGUUUUUCACCCAUUUACGGAAGGCUGGACGGUUUGACAACAAUACGGCAAAGUUUUAUGCAGCACAGAUUGUGUCAAUCUUUGAGUACAUGCAUAGCCAGAAUUUUAUUUAUCGCGACUUGAAACCCGAAAACUUGCUGCUAGACAACGAGGGCUACAUCAAGAUCACCGACUUUGGUUUUGCCAAGCGAGUGGUGUUCAAGACGUACACACUUUGUGGAACGCCCGAGUACAUUGCACCGGAGGUACUACUCAACAAGGGACACGGCAAAGGUGUGGACUGGUGGACACUUGGGAUAUUGCUCUUUGAGAUGCUUGCAGGUCACCCACCCUUCUGCGACGAUGAUCCUAUGGCGAUUUAUCAGCAGAUUAUGUCAGGCAAGAUCAAUUUUCCGCGUUUCUUUGACCGAAACGCCAAGCGGCUUAUCAAACGUAUGCUUACAGCUGAUCUUACGAAACGAUACGGCUGUCUAAAGAACGGUGUCGAGGACAUUAAGAAGCACAAGUUCUUUGCCGGUGUCAAUUGGGACGACCUGGUAGCCCGCAAAGGUGCAGCACCGAUUAUCCCACGUGUCUAUACAGCCAAUGACACAUCCAAUUUCGAUCCGUACCCGGACUCGAUGGAGGACGCGGCUGUUCCUGUUUAUGACGGCAAGGACCCCUUUGCUGAGUUUUAG
Peronospora farinosa is the source of this 996-nucleotide messenger RNA. Lineage: Eukaryota; Oomycota; Peronosporomycetes; Peronosporales; Peronosporaceae. The record is from the annotation of a GenBank genome assembly.